AGCAGAGCUCAAGUCACAAGUACAUCUCGUGAGCGAAGACCAUCCAAGCGGCCACUCGCUUCGUCACUCACCCCGUCACAAUUACCGCACCCGUAACCGCAUCGAUCCAUCGAGCAGCAUGGCGGCGGUGCUGUCUCCUGCGUCGCUAACUGUGCAAACGAGCGAGCCCCACUCCACCAAGAAGCGUCCGUUGUCUCCCCCGCGGCCGUUGGAAGAGGUGCCCGACGUCUCGGCCGAUGACCUCACAACUCCCAGGCCGACGGUUGGUGUAAGUGGCUCGGUAAGCCCCAAGAACGAGUCCGUCGCUGCCAUUGAUCCGCACCAGCUUAAGUUGCUCAAAGUCAUCGGUCGAGGCACGUUUGCACGUCAAGUGGCACUCGCCCGUCACAGCGAAACGCAGAGCAUGUACGUCGUCAAGACAUUGGACAAAAGCAAGCUAGUUCAACGCAAACAAGUCGUCCACACGCUCGCAGAGAAGAAGGUGCUUGAAAAACUAGGCGGCCACCCAUUCAUCGUCAAGCUCUACUCAUCCUUUCAAACCGACCGCGAUCUAAACUUCGUACUUGAAUACUGUCAAGGAGGCGAACUCUUCUUCCACUUGCAACAGCAAUUCGCGCAGAAAUUCGACGAAAACACCACGCGGUUCUACGCCGCUGAAGUGCUCGCAGCACUCAGUGAGCUACACGUCAAUGGCGUCGUGUACCGCGAUCUUAAGCCAGAGAACGUUCUACUCGACGCUCAAGGACACGUCAAGCUGGCUGACUUUGGCUUUGCCAAACAGGACAUGGGUCCUGGACAACGCACCUACUCGUUCUGCGGUUCCCCCGAGUACUUGUCGCCUGAGAUGGUCAAGAAGAACGGCCACGGUAUGGAGACGGACAUGUGGUCCUUCGGCUGCUUCAUCUACGAGCUGCUGACGGGCUCUCCCCCCUUCCAAUGCGACGAUAUGCACCGCCUUUUCAGACUUAUCCAGCAAGGGCGUGUCUGGUAUCCUCCCUAUCUUUCGGGUCAUGCAAUGUCACUGCUUAAGGGCUUGCUAUGUGUGAAUCCUGCUCGCCGUCUCACUGCCGCACAAGCUAUGGGACACCCGUUCUUCACACUGGCACUCAACUGGGACGAGCUCAUCCAGCGCCAAGUGGCGCCACCCAUCGUCCCCGUGUGCCAUGGCUGCGAUUGCACCGACAAUUUCGACGACGAUUUCACGAACGCACCCGUGGUUUCCCUUAAGCUUCAAUCGGGCGACCUCGUCAAGCGUCUUCGACGUGACGACUGCUCCUGUCCAGUAGCUAGAGCAGACGAGUUCCAAGACUUCUAG
Molecule: messenger RNA, 1315 nt
Organism: Phytophthora infestans T30-4
Lineage: Eukaryota; Oomycota; Peronosporomycetes; Peronosporales; Peronosporaceae
Product: protein kinase, putative
Exons: 1
Coding region: 119-1315 (398 amino acids)
Biological process (GO): protein phosphorylation
Molecular function (GO): ATP binding; protein serine/threonine kinase activity
Source: RefSeq, a predicted model, not a curated record